AUGGAGAGAUACGAAACUUUGAGUCUUGUACAGGCCAUCCGUGAGAAAUAUUUCGGUGUAAAUUGGUCAACGGUUUUUGCUAUUGUGGUGUUCGUAUGCAUCACAACCCGGAUUAUCUCGGGGCUUCAAAGUCGACGUGAGCGAGAUCCUUCAAAACCACAGACGGUGCGACUAGCACCUUAUUGGUUUCCCUGGAUUGGGCAUGGCCCUGCCUUCUUAUGGAAUCAUGUCACUUUCUUUACAAGAACUCGGAAAUCCAUGAAUGAGCCUGUAUUUGGUAUUUACAUUCGCGGUGUGAAGCACAAUGUUGUGGCUUCUCCAUCUAUGAUGAAGACUGCUUUAUCUGUCAAAUCUGCUACAACACACAGCCAGGUGCUCGAUCAGGCUCUGCAUAACGUCUUUGGCGACCGCGGCCUCAUCCGCCAUCUGGAUAUGGAUCGUCACCAAGGAGUUAGCGACAAGGCUCCUACCAUUCUCAACGAAGAAGCUUUUGUCGCCGAGGCUUCGUCUGCUAUUACCCGCUUGGUGCAACGUGAAAUGCCGAAUCUGGUGAGCUUCUGCCGGAGCAUUGUUGACCAAUAUCCCUGGGAGCGUGGCAUCAGUGGAGUUGAACUUCCCGAUGAAGGGGACCAGACAGUUUGCGAAGCCAAUUUGUUUGCACUUGUGAGCAAUUUCAUUGGUCACGUCACUUCUACUUUCCUGAUGGGUGAGGCGUUCGUGGAGAAUUUCCCUAAUCUCUCAGAAGACCUUGGAAGACUCGACGAUUGCUUUGUGACAUUGUUUCUUGGCACUCCUCGUUGGGCCCCGCAUCCAGCGGCUUCAGCAGGGCAUGCGGCUAGUGACCGGCUUUGCCAUAUCUUUUCAGUCUUUCACCGAGCUUUUACUGCGUGGGACGAUGGGAUUGAUCCCGGCAUUGAAUUGCGUGAUCUUGAUGAUGUCUCUGAACUGUUCAAAGAUAGGAUGCGGACUUUCCGCAAAUUGGAACUAUCUCCAGGUGCCAGUGCUGCAGGGCACUUGUCUCUGUAUUAUGAUCUGAUUGAACACACGACUAAGAUCACUUUUUGGACAAUUACUCAUCUCUAUGCCGAGCCUUCACUUCUCGAUCAAGUCCGCAAAGAGAUUGCUCCGUACGUGGUGGCUUCCAGACCAACCCGUGAGGAAACGGGGUUCCCCUUUGAUGAACCCCCUCGUCUCUCUCUGGAUAUUGAAAAAGUACUCACAUCUUGCCCGCUAUUCAAAGCGUGUUACUAUGAGACUGUGCGCCUUCAUUCAGCAGGAAUAUCAUUCAACAACCUGGCGUCCGAUGUGACACUUUCCGAGUCGGCAGAAGAAGCCGCUUAUGGUCUGACGGAGCCCCGUACAUACAAGAUUGCAAAGGGCGAGGAUAUUAUUGUGCCCCAUGGUGCCUAUUACCACGAUGCUCGAUACUUCUCAAACCCGGAGCAGUAUGAUCCCCUACGGUUUCUCGUGACUGAUCCUGCAACGGGAAAACAACGAGCUGAUUCAAACAUCCUCGCUCCCUUUGCGGAUGGAUUGUAUGGAUCGACAAACAAUGGCUUUACUGAGCGAGCUAUCUUGACUUUCACUGCUGGGAUUGUGGUCUUGUGGGAUAUUGAGCCCACAAAUAGUAAAUUCCUCUCAGUUCCAGGGCACAAGACUAGCUGGGGGGCUUUCCGACCGACCAAAGAGCUGCGAGUGAAAAUGAAAUUGAGGAAUCCCAAUAGGGACUACGACCUCACAACCCCAAUCAUAUCCACAACUGGACUUCGCCAGGGCCUGACAUCCUAUGGAGAUGCCCAUUUCUCCCUCUUUCUUCGAAAAGUGUUUAUCAAGGCACUCGGAUAUUCAGAAGAUGCGCUAUCACGUCCAAUCGUGGGUAUCAUCAACACUUUCUCCGGGUUCAAUCCCUGCCAUGCCAAUGUGCCCCAGCUUAUUGAGGCGGCCAAGCGCGGCGUGCAACUCAACGGAGGACUGGCGAUCGAAUUUCCUACCAUCAGUGUUGCCGAGUCAUUCUCGCAUCCAACCAGCAUGUUCCUGCGGAAUCUUAUGAGCAUGGACACGGAGGAGAUGAUCCGGGCUCAGCCGUUGGAUGCUUGUAUAAUGAUUGGGGGGUGUGAUAAAACCGUUCCUGCUCAGUUGAUGGGUGGCAUCUCUGCCAACAAGCCAAUCCUACCACUGAUCACCGGCCCAAUGAUGCCAGGAAGCCACCGCGGUCAGCGUAUUGGAGCCUGCACUGAUUGCCGAAACAACUGGGCGGCUUUUCGAGCGGGUGAAAUUGACGUCGAAGAGAUCUCGGCCAUCAAUGAAGAGCUUGCUCCAACUAUGGGGACAUGUGGUGUCAUGGGGACUGCUAGUACAAUGGCUUGUGUGACUGCUGCGUUGGGAAUGAUGCCGCUUCGGGGUGCAACUGCACCAGCAGUAUCAUCCGCACGACUGCGAAUUGCCGAGGAGACUGGUGCAAAUGCAGUUUUAAUUGCAAAGUCCAAGAGAAAGCCACAAGAAAUUCUGACUAAGGAAUCGUUCUGGAAUGCCAUCACAGUGCUCCAGGCUAUCGGGGGUUCGACAAAUGCCGUUGUUCACCUGCUCGCUAUUGCAAACAGGCAUCCAGAACUGCAGGGAGUCAUCACUUUAGAUACUAUUGAGGAGAUUGGCCGCAAAACCCCGCUGUUAAUUGACCUCAAGCCGAGUGGAGAUAACUAUAUGAAUGAUUUUCACAAUGCAGGAGGCAUGAUGGCGCUGUUGCAUGUGCUUAGGCCUUUGCUCCAUCUUUCUGCUCUGACAAUUACUGGGCAAACUCUGGGUGAGGUUCUCGAUGCGUCCCAAUCCAAGCGACUUUCCUUUGCACAACAGAUUAUUCGGCCAAUGUCGGAUCCUUUGUUUCCCGCGUCAUCGUUGGCUGUUCUGCGUGGCAAUCUUGCCCCAGACGGGGCGGUUCUCAAAGCCUCGGCCUCAAAAUAUCGGCACUUACUCUCACAUACUGGACCGGCUGUAGUAUUUGAAAAUUCAGCUGACCUUGCUCAGCGGAUCGAUGAUCCGAACCUUGUUGUCACGAAGGACAGUGUGCUGGUCCUGAAAAACAUCGGCCCAGUGGGCAAUCCAGGUAUGCCAGAGGCUGGUCUUAUACCGAUUCCAAAGAAGCUAGCAGAGGCAGGAGUUAAGGAUAUGUUGCGGCUUUCGGAUGGUCGAAUGUCAGGGACCGCGGGUGGAACCAUUAUCCUACAUAUCUCGCCUGAAGCUGCGCUGCCAGAGUCACCAUUUGGCGUGGUGGAGACCGGCGACUUGAUUAUCUGCGAUAUCGAGACUAGGAAGUUGCAUUUGGAAGUUUCCGAGGCAGUAUUACAGACUCGAAUCGAGAAACGCAGACAGAGUCUUGUCUCGUUUGCAAUGAGUUUCGACCCUCUUCGCCCACGGGGGCGCCCAGCCCACACGCCUGGCACAACGAUACUGGCCUACACACCUGACGGACGACGGAUCAUUACUGGUGGCUCUAACUCGGCAAUUCGUAUCUACACGGUUGGCGAAGAUGGAGAGCCCAAGACCAUCGACGAAGGUGUUGACGCGCAUUUCGGCAUUGGUGCUACGAAUCGGUCUUUCAUCAUGGGUGCCGAGGAUGGAACAGUCUGGAAGUACGACAUUAUAUCGGGCAAGAUGCAAAACUUGCUUGUACGAUGCGCUUUACCGGUCCGGGACAUUGCAGUGACGAGAGACGGGGAAUGGGUUGCGGUAGCAAGCGAUGAGCUCACAGUCAAGAUCGUGAAAGUCGACGACAUGACACAAGUCAAGUAUCUUCGGGAACAAUCCAAGGGAACGAAGCAUGUCACAUUCGAUCCCAGUGGCCGAUAUGCGACAGUAUCCGGCACAGAUGGAAUCCUCUAUAUAUACUCCAUGCACGAAGAGGAGCCGGAGUUAGUCCGCAAACUCGAUGGAGUGAUUCGACGACUGGAGCCAGAUGCCGAGGCGACAUCGAGAGCAGUAUGGCAUCCGGAUGGUACUGCAUUUGCUUCUGCGGAGGCGACCAGAGAUAUCUCUAUCUACUCAACCUCGGAGUGGAAGAAAGAGAAAACAUUCACUGGCGGUCAUACCGGCGACAUCACGGCCUUGAGCUGGGCCCCGAACGGAUCCCUUCUGGCAUCUGCAGCAGCAGAUGGUUAUAUUGUGCUAUGGGAAGCAAAGACGCAAAAGAUAUUGCAGCGAUACGACUUUGGAAAUGUCAUGAACCUAUCCUGGCAUCCGACUAAGAACUCACUUUCAUUCACAACUUCAGACGGAGAACUUUUUAUUUACGAUAACUUUGUGCCGAAAGAUCAUGAGUCUCUCCUGCAGAAACCGCUGCAGGCUGCUCCUAUCUUGCCCGGGCCUCUGGGCGAGAUCUCCAACAAUGUUGGGCGAACCACGCUGGCAGAGCGAUCCAAGGAGGCCAUCCAGCGAGCGGCGAGAAGAGGAACUCCAGACUCGCUGGAUGACAUCCUUGGUGGAGAUGACCAGAUGAUGGAUUUCGUCGAGGAUGAUGAUGGGGCUGGCUAUGCCGACGAGGAACUAAACUUGUAUGGCAAGCGGCCAAACGAUCAUCUCGAUGAUCUCGGUGGCACUAGUAACAAGCGCCUUUACUCUGGGUUUGAGAAGCCCAAGGCCCAUCCACCUCUUCAACCCGGCAGCACACCUUGGGCCGGGAGUAGGAGAUAUCUCUGCCUGAACUUGACGGGAGCUGUCUGGACGGUGGACCAGGAGACACAUCACACUGUUACUGUGGAAUUCUAUGACCGAGAAGCUCAUCGAGACUUCCACUUCACUGAUCCAUAUAUGUACGACAAGGCUUGUUUAAAUGACAACGGAACACUGUUUGCCAAUAACCCUUCGGAUGGUAGUCCGGCCACUAUCUUUUACCGGCCACACGAAACGUGGACUGCACGAGCGGACUGGCGGACUGAAUUGCCCGAGGGAGAACAAAUUCGAGCUCUGGCACUCAGCGAUUCAUACAUUGUCGUUGUCACAUCAAAGGACUACGUUCGAGUGUACACUCUCUUUGGAACUCCUUUCAAGGUGUACCGGCAGAAGAGCCAAGCUGUGACUUGCGCGGCCUGGCGUAACUACAUUAUGAGUAUUGGAAACGGCCCUAUAGGGAUUGAUGGCCAUGCAACUUUGCGAUACACGGUGGAAAAUGUCAAACGCGACGAGAUUUGCCAAAACGAAGACACUGUCGCCCUUCCGGAAGGGGCUUCUUUGCAGAGUGUUUUCUUCUCCGAUAAUGGGGAUCCCUGUAUCUAUGACUCGACUGGCGUCCUACUAGUUCUGCAACACUGGCGCACACCCGGCCAAGCCCGAUGGGUACCACUCUUGGACACGAAGCAAAUGGCCCGUCUCGCGGGAGGGCGGAAAGAAGAGACAUACUGGCCAGUGGCUGUCGCACAAGACAAGUUCCAUUGUAUCAUUCUCAAGGGUGGCGACAAGAACCCUUACUUCCCGCGGCCGUUGCUCAGUGAAUUCGACUUCCAGAUCCCAGUUGCCAGUGCUCCCCCGAAGGAUUCCAGCGAAUCCGAAGACACGACAGCCGAGGGUGCCCGUUUCGAGGAAUCAUUCGUACGUGGAAACGUACUUUUGUCGCUCUUCCGCGACCUUCUCUCGUCGACCAAUGCGACAGCAAGCCAGCGCUCUGACUUGGCGCGGAGGGAGCUCGACUUAGAUAAGAACUUGCUGCAGAUGCUGGCCAUUGAAUGCAGAGAGGGCGAGGAGCGUGGUAUGAAGGCGCUGGAGCUGGUGGCCUUGAUGACGGAUCGCAAUGGUAAGAUGCUCGAGGCGGCCGCUAAGGUUGCGCAGCGUUAUGGACGUGGCGUUCUAGAGGACAAGAUCCGCGAUCUGGCUGAACGACGUGUCAUGGGAAUGGGAGACGAUGAUGAACUGGCUUGA
Molecule: messenger RNA, 5904 nt
Organism: Penicillium expansum
Lineage: Eukaryota; Fungi; Ascomycota; Eurotiomycetes; Eurotiales; Aspergillaceae
Product: Dihydroxy-acid/6-phosphogluconate dehydratase
Exons: 13
Coding region: 1-5904 (1967 amino acids)
Molecular function (GO): iron ion binding; hydro-lyase activity; monooxygenase activity
Source: RefSeq, a predicted model, not a curated record